Messenger RNA from Phlebotomus papatasi, 967 nucleotides. Its product is annotated as CDAN1-interacting nuclease 1-like. NCBI's taxonomy places the organism in Eukaryota, Metazoa, Arthropoda, Insecta, Diptera, Psychodidae. The transcript has 2 exons. Bases 84 to 911 code for a protein of 275 amino acids. The record is from RefSeq and is a predicted model, not a curated record.
CCAAUGAUUUCGACGAGAUUGUUUUGGUUUUGCAAUGUCCAAAGAAAAUUCUCAGAAAAAAAACGUGAAAAUCCCCAAAGAAAAUGAUAAUUUUGAGUAGUGAGCUGUACCGGGAGGUCCUGCAGAGGAUUAAGAAUUUCCCAGGAUUGUCUAUAGAGUGCCUCCACCUCCUGCAUCAGACAUAUCCGCAAUUUUCUCCGCGGACAAUUUGGAGUAUCCUGAGUUGGGAGCACAAAGAGAGAUUGCCAGAAGAUUACAGCAAAAUCCAGCAGAAUAGUCCAGAAUUGCUGCAGGAUUAUGAAAGGAGGAUAGAAAAGGAUCCCACGUGUGAAUUUACAGUGCUUGUUAUGGCAGCUGAAAGGAGAUAUUCGCCUUUCAUCCUCUCCCGGAUAUUGCUCAAGGAGAAGCUAAAAACCAAUGAAUACAAGGCCAAUAAAUUGCUCUUUCAUCCUCAUAGGAUCCACGAUGAGGUCCUCCGGAGGAAUGUUGAGCAGUGUAUUGAGCUUGAUAUUCUCGAGGGGCCAGUUCCGGAUGCCUACAGGGACAAAAUUGGGGUGUUUUUUGAGAAUAUGCUGUAUUCCAUCCUCAGUUCCGCGGGAAUAUCAUUUGACACGCAGCUUGAUCUCCAGAAAAAGGGCUAUAGAAAAACUCCUGACGCCAGGCUCCUCUCCAGGUGCUUCUACCGCGGCCGGAGGAUUCACUGGAUCGAAAGCAAGGCCUUCUUCGGGAACACCUUCAACCAUGGGAAGGUUGUCCAGAGACAACUGACUCCGUACAGCGAAGAAUUUGGGGCUGGAAUUGUCAUCUACUGGAUGGGCUUCGUGACGGAUAUCCUGGAAGACGUUCCCAGUAAAGAAAAUGUCUUCAUCCGAUGUGACUUUCCCAGCCCUCAGGAAUUCAGUGUCCUAUGAAAAAUGUGAUCAAAAAACUGCCCGUUUUGUAAGAAAUAAAAAGUACCUGUUGCUUG